Engraulis encrasicolus (European anchovy) is the source of this 2186-nucleotide messenger RNA. RefSeq names its product TELO2 interacting protein 2 (gene tti2). Gene Ontology annotation, cellular component: nucleus; TTT Hsp90 cochaperone complex; cytosol. Bases 198 to 1748 code for a protein of 516 amino acids. Lineage: Eukaryota; Metazoa; Chordata; Actinopteri; Clupeiformes; Engraulidae. The transcript has 8 exons. The record is from RefSeq and is a predicted model, not a curated record.
AAUCACAUCGCCUCGUUUCCACCCGGACAUAAUUUCUUGUUACCAUUCAGCAUGGAAGGUGAAUGCACAAACUUGUUUGCAAGAUGAUAGAGCAUAGUCAGAAAAGCAUGAUUGAAUGAAACCCCAUCCCAGCUGACCUACGUAUCGUAAGCACUACAAACCCUCACCCUUGGUGCGCGGACAUAAGAAUAGCAAACAUGGAUUUAUCUGCAAUUCUGAAAAACCUCCACAUUCCUCCUGCGGAUAUCAGUCCUCUGACAAUCUCUAAACCAUCUGGCGAUCAUGACUGCUCAGUCGCCAGGGUGUUUCAACACAUCCAGGUGAAGCUCAAGUCAGAGACAUGGUCAGAAGUUGCUGUCAUACUGGACCUAACUGGGGAACUUUUCCGGGUGGCAGAUAGCAGUUGGCUUCUUCCAGACGUUCCUGAUUCCGACUUAAGCAGCUGGUUUUCACACUUUGUGCAAUCCCUGAUAUGCCAUGCUGCUUUGCCCAUUUGUGAAACGGACAGUGCAACACUAGCACCUGAGCUUUACCAAGACAUUCCUGAACGAGCGUGUGCAGUGACUGCUGUACUGCAGGCUCUCCUUCUUCGUUUGGGCCACAACCCUGCACCUACAUCUUGCACUGCAAAGAGGUGCCUUACACGGGUACUGGCACCGUGCAUAUCGGUGUUUGCUGCGACACACCUGCAGGACCAACCGUGGACCAGUGAGGCUUCCAGGAAGGAUGCAGCUGCUCUGCUGGAUGCUGUUGCUCAGGCAACAGGCAACAGCUGUUUUCCAGACAUGAUGUGUGGCAGCAGUGCAGAUGACGAUGCAGGACUGGUCCGAGCUGUUAUGGAUAUACUCAAACCACAGCUGACCAAGGACAAUUGGAGACGAAACCAGGCCACAAGACACGUGUUCUUCUGGAUGCUGGUGCAGGUCAAGAGGCCGAGUUUAGUGGAUCAUCUGGACACCGUCUUUCCUCCGUCUCUAUUGAUCUCUGAUGAUUAUGUUUUGGACAACAAGGUCAUGGGGGUCAAAUGCCUGCAUCACAUUAUACUGAACGUGCCUGCAGCGGACCUUCGGCAGUUCAAUAGAGCGCAAGUGCUCUACCAUGCACUCUUCAACCACCUGUACACUUCUGAGAUUCCUCUCUUGCAGGUAGUCCUGCCCUGCAUUUUCGAUCUGUUGAAUGUUCUGGAAAAGUCCCCGGCAGACAUCUCUUGUCCCAGGAGGAGGAAUCGAUUCGAUGAAGUGCUGUGUCAUGUCCUCACAUACAUGGAGAUGGAGGACAAGAUUACUCUCCGUCGCCUUUAUGCUACCAUGCUUCCUCCUUUCAUUGACAGGAUGGGCAUCGUAAUUGUUCGCCACCUUAAACGCCUAGAGAUGGUCAUUGUUGGAUACUUGGAAAUAUCAGACUGCCCAGAGGAAACAACCAGGCUAGCUAUUCUGGCAGCAUUGGAAAAGACCAUUCAAGUUGCUUGGCCAAGGAUGGAAUGCCGGUUGCCUGUUCUAGGGCGGAGCUUAUUGAGGCUACUUUGUGAUGUCACCAGAGAAUGCCAACCUCCUGAUGUCAGGACGGCUGUCCUGGACAAAACCAUUCGCUGUCUCCAGCUGCUUGACUACAGCUCACAGGGCAAACUCCGAGCCAUUCUCAGUGACGUGGAUGACACCUGUGCCAGUGGUGUUGUACUCGACUGCAUUCAGAAGGUGACUGGAUCACCGCUACCCGAUGGCUGCAGUAGUACAAGGGGUUACUGCUAAGCAGAGGAGACACUUUGGGAGAGGACUGAUAUUCAAAAUGUUGGACCCAGCCAUUUGAUUUUCAGAGGAACUUUGGACAAGCAUUUGGAUUUUGUCAUAACUUUAAGCUAUUAAGUUAUUUGUGUGCUUUAUCAGUUCAGUGAACUUUGAUGUGCACCAGCAAAAUAAUAAUAAAAAAACAGGCCUACUUUUUACUCAAGUGAUAUGACACUAACAUACUCUUUGCCUUGAUUUCAAAGCCAACCUACAGUAAUCACAAUAGGCUUUGAUUAUCAAACACUAAGCCUGAUUACAUACGUAGACACACCUGUUUUAUCAUACUUUCAAGAGCAUUUUUGUUUACCUUGAUUACUUAAUUCACCUAAUUAAUUUCCCUUUGGGAUUAAUAAAGUAACUUUUGUACUUCAAUGAUGAAUAAAACCAAACCACAAACAUGCA